AUGGCAUUCACUAAAUCGGCUUGGAGCCUUGUGCUCAGCGCUGGCCUGUCCGCCGCCCUGACCCUGUCCCCUGUCCCGCCCCAGGUGGACGGUGCCUGGGUUGUAUCCGGCAUUUCUUUCUGGAAGUCGGCCAAGUACACCUUUGAGAAUGGCCUGCCCGAUGGCUUGCAGAUCGCCAACUGGGAUACCGGUCUCAACUGGCGGGCUGAUAAGGCAAACGCCAAGUUCAACAACGGGUAUCUGGAGCUCUGGGUCCCUGGUGGCCAGAACCCGCCGGCCGGCACCAAGUAUGUCGGUGCUGAGGUGGACACGCUCGAAAGCAAUAUUGCAUAUGGCAGCUUCCGCACCGUUGCUAUCCUGACUGAGACCCAUGGUGUUUGCAAUGGCAUGUUCACCUAUGGCGGCAACACGCAAGAGUCCGAUAUUGAGUGGCUCUCAGACCCCAGCAACACGUCCGACCGCGGCGUCAACCACUUGUGGAUGACCAACCAGGCUGUCAACGGUAACGAUGCUGACAAGACGUCCAUUCCUGUGGCCAAGCCCGCCAAUCCCUUCGAGGAGCACGAGUACCGCAUCGAUUGGCUCUACGACCGCGUCGAGUGGUAUGUCGAUGCCGUCAAGGUGGCUGAGACGGACAAGAACAUCCCAUGGCAAGGCUGCGUAUUUGCCGUCAACAACUGGUCCAACGGCGACAUCGGUUGGUCGGCGGGCCCACCUGCACAAGACGCAGUGUUUAAGGUCAAGUCUAUUGAGAUGUACUAUAAUACUCUGUGA
This is a messenger RNA of Clonostachys byssicola, 774 nucleotides long. The record is from the annotation of a GenBank genome assembly. NCBI's taxonomy places the organism in Eukaryota, Fungi, Ascomycota, Sordariomycetes, Hypocreales, Bionectriaceae.